This is a messenger RNA of Strongyloides ratti, 1320 nucleotides long. Its product is annotated as Protein-tyrosine phosphatase, receptor/non-receptor type domain and Protein-tyrosine/Dual specificity phosphatase domain and Protein-tyrosine phosphatase, catalytic domain-containing protein. The coding region runs from base 1 to 1320 and encodes 439 amino acids. The transcript has 2 exons. Gene Ontology annotation, molecular function: protein tyrosine phosphatase activity. The record is from RefSeq and is a predicted model, not a curated record. NCBI's taxonomy places the organism in Eukaryota, Metazoa, Nematoda, Chromadorea, Rhabditida, Strongyloididae. Gene Ontology annotation, biological process: protein dephosphorylation.
AUGGAAGUUAGUCAUAAUACUACUAGGAAACCAAGAACAAGGUUUAGGGGUAAAAAAAAGAAUUUUGAUAGUAGUAAUGAUGGAAAUGUAUCCGUUGACAGAGAUAAAACUUUUGAAUGUGAAGAUGAAAAAGAAGCUCCAUUUGAAAAUGCUUUUAAACAUGCUACUAUUGCUUUGACACAAGGUGGUAGAAAAAAUGUUACUUCAGUUAUGCAAGUUGAACUAAGUAAUAAAAAUGAAAGUAACAAAACAUUACACAUCAAUCCAGUACAACCAACAACACAAACACCACCAACGCCACAACCACAAUCAACACCACAAGUACCACCAACACCACAAGUAGUACAACCUCCUAUACAAGAACUUUCCGGUCAAGAAAAAAAAGUAUCUGGAAAAAAUAUAGCUGAUCUUGCAGUAACAUUUGUUGAUAAAUUAAUUGAUGAAGGUUUAGAUAGAUUAAAAAAAGAAUUUACAGAAAUUAAUCGUAUAGUUCCUCAAAAAAAUGAAAUUACUAAUUUUUUAAAACCAGAAAAUGCAUUAAGAAAUAGAAAUAUAAAUGUACCAUGUAUUGAUAGUACACGAGUAGAGUUAACAAAUUACACAACAGAUUAUAUUCAUGCAAAUUAUGUUGGAACAUUAUCUAGUCCUAAACGUUUCAUUUGUACUCAAUCUCCAACAACUGAUACGGUAAAUGAUUUCUGGUUUAUGAUAGCACAACAUGAUGUGUCAUGUAUUGGAAUGAUAAGUGAUAUGUCAAAAGGAAAUAAAGAUAAAUUAGAAUUAUAUUUUCCAAAUAAAACAAAUCGUUCUUAUAAAUUUGGUGAAGUCAAAGUUACUUGUAAAAAAAGAGAAAGAAUGUCAAUAAAUAGUGAAUUAAGAAGAACUACUUUAAAGAUUCAGUAUAUGGAUAAAAAAUUAGAUGUUUUGCACUAUCAUUGGGCUUACUUUCCAGAUAAGUCUGUUCCAACAGUUUCACAAACACCAUUUCAAUUAUUGGGAUUUUUAAGAUUCUCUAAAACACCAAUUGUUCUUCAUGAUGCUUUGGGUACAGGAAGAGUUGGAAUAUUAUGUUUAAUUGAAAUGUUUAUGGAAUGCCUUAUGAAAGGUAAAGAAGUAGAAUCAUUACAACAAUUAACAGAAUCUUUAAAAAAAUCAAGAGCUUUUUCAUUGGAAUACGAAAUUCAUUACUUCUACAUACACUCAAGUAUAAUAGAUUAUCUAAAAAGAAAAAUAAAUUUCCAGUCUUCACAAUUACUUUUAGAAUUCAUAGAUAGUUAUGAUAAUGCCGUAAAGAAAUAUGAAAAGACAUUAAACAAAUAG